Molecule: messenger RNA, 399 nt
Organism: Cyphellophora attinorum
Lineage: Eukaryota; Fungi; Ascomycota; Eurotiomycetes; Chaetothyriales; Cyphellophoraceae
Exons: 3
Coding region: 1-399 (132 amino acids)
Source: RefSeq, a predicted model, not a curated record
AUGCCACGUCUCCCACCUCCAUCAGCCACCCUCCUUGCACGCACAGCUCUCCUUCACCGAGCCCUUCCACGAUCUUCGGCCUCAUAUACGCUGCGCUCCUUCGCCUCGACCGACGCCGCCGAAAAGGGCGCCCAGAACUCCCGCCCGGGCUGGUCUGGUCGACCUAUCGACGACCAUGCUGUUAAGAGGGACGGAACAGAUUCACAAAGCAAAGAGUCCCAGGAAGGAAUGAAGCGCCACGAAGACGCCAAAGCAGGUCAACUUGACACAGGUCAUGGCCAGGGCGUGAGUCGGAGAGAUGAGGCAGGGAGUGCGCAGAAGACCAAGGAGGAAUUCCCGGAGGCGCCGGAUCCAGGGCUUGGGAUGAACUCGGAGAGGGGCCGUAAGGGAAAUCAGUGA